Molecule: messenger RNA, 433 nt
Organism: Cydia amplana
Lineage: Eukaryota; Metazoa; Arthropoda; Insecta; Lepidoptera; Tortricidae
Product: chorion class CB protein M5H4-like
Exons: 2
Coding region: 17-418 (133 amino acids)
Biological process (GO): multicellular organism development; chorion-containing eggshell formation
Cellular component (GO): egg chorion
Molecular function (GO): structural constituent of egg chorion
Source: RefSeq, a predicted model, not a curated record
AAGGAACUAAUUUACAAUGGCUUCCAAAUACAUCACAUUCUGCGCAACUGUAUAUUUCAUUCAGUCUAUAGCCGGACAAAGUAUCUACACACCUAACUGCGACUGUCGCUCUAUCACGAUAUCCGACAACGGUGGCUCACUGGCGAUUACUAGCACCGGCCCCAUCGCGCCCUCCGGCAUCGCCGUUGCCACGGACUUAAGCCUCGCUGGGGACCUGGACCUGUCCGGCGCGCUGCCGUACCUGAGCGCGGUGGCGUUCGAAGGCCAGUUCAACACCAACGGCACGGCUCCGGUGUCAUACGGGUGCGGGGACUGCGUCGCCAUCACGCAGGAGAUCGGGAACCCGAGUGCCGUAAACGCUGGCCUCUCGUCGGGAUAUAGCACUAGUGCUAUCAAUAGCUGUAGUAGACGUUCUUAAGAUAAAAUCCCAGUU